Larimichthys crocea (large yellow croaker) is the source of this 1805-nucleotide messenger RNA. RefSeq names its product NECAP endocytosis associated 2 (gene necap2). Gene Ontology annotation, biological process: endocytosis. The coding region runs from base 176 to 943 and encodes 255 amino acids. Gene Ontology annotation, cellular component: membrane; clathrin vesicle coat. The transcript has 8 exons. Lineage: Eukaryota; Metazoa; Chordata; Actinopteri; Sciaenidae. The record is from RefSeq and is a predicted model, not a curated record.
UCUGUGCGUCUCCGGUGCCGUGGAUCAUCCCGUCCAGAGCGGGCGCUGUGCGAUCCGAGCACCGCGGCUCUUUGUCGGAUGGAUGUCGUCGCGGUGGUUCAGCUCCAGCUCCGGCCUCCCGUGGUGUCCAUUGAAAGUCGGAAGUUGAGUUUAAUAGUUAGUGAAACUUGACAAAAUGGCAGAAGACAACAGCUAUGAGUCAAUGCUGUGUGUAAAGCCCGAGGUCCAUGUUUAUCGGAUCCCGCCGCGGGCCUCGAACCGCGGAUAUCGCGCUGCUGACUGGAAGCUGGAUGAACCAGCGUGGAGCGGUAGGAUGAAAAUCACAGCUAAGGGCAAGAUGGCCUACAUUAAGUUAGAGGACAGAAACACAGGAGAGUUGUUUGCCCAAGCUCCGGUCGAACAGUAUCCAGGGUGUGUAGUCGAAGCAGUCACAGACUCCAGCAGGUAUUUUGUGAUCCGGAUAGAGGAUGGAAAUGGACGUCAUGCUUUUAUUGGUCUGGGUUUUGCCGAUCGUGGAGACUCGUUUGACUUCAACGUAGCUUUACAAGAUCAUUUUAAGUGGGUGAAGCAAGAAGGCGAACUCGCAAAAAUGGAAGCUACUCAAAGCGCCGCACCAAAGCUGGACCUCAGCUUCAAAGAAGGACAGACUAUCAAGAUCAGCAUCGGGAAUAUCAAGAAGAAGGAAGCAGGUGGUGCCAAAGCACGGCCUAUGGGUGGGGGGCUGCUCCCACCUCCACCAGGUGCAAAGGCCGGAGGUUUGAUGCCACCUCCGGUGGGACAGCAGACAGUCCCAGCUGUACAGACGAACACAGCCGCUCUUUUAGACUUUGGCUCCUCCGUCCCUGCAGCCCAGCCCAGCUCUGACUUGUGGGGCGAUUUCACAUCUGCAGGCUCCAACUCCAGUAAAGAUGCUGUCAAACCAGGAUGGGUGCAGUUUAGUUGAGUCGUGAGAAAACGUUGCACACACUCAGGUUCCAUACAUUCCAUGGACAGGACGAUUGUGGCAGAAAGAAACGUAAAAAAAAAAAAAGAGAGAGAGAGAGAGGAACUGUUAGUCAAACUUGACCGGCUCAUUCACUGCACCUGUUCUGUAAAGAAUCUGUUCUCUUAGGCCGCUGACCAACACAACACACUCUGGAGGAACAAACAGUAACAUGUACAUAUUUUUUUUUUUUACAAUCGUAUUCUCUUCAUGCAGUGGGACUUUGUCUUUUAUUUUUCAUCGUUAAUCUCAAAAUCAGAUUUGAUUGUGUCCCUCUGUUCCUCAUCUUUACAACCUCAUGCUCCUGUCAUACAGUUAUCUCAUUACACCAGCACCACUCAUCUCAAAGUUUUUACAUAUGGGAAAGUUCAAUGAUUUACCUGUUGGAAGUAUCCAUGUUUUGUUUGGCUGUAUACCAGUAUGUGUGUGUUGUUUUCUCUUUCCUAGUGUUGUUGUUUUUUUUUAGGAGAUCUUGCAAAGCUAUAUUCAUAUUUUGAUUAUUAGUUUUACAUUAAACCUCUUAAGCCUUCGUGAAAAAAUUUCAGAUUUUUUCAAAUCAAAACGUUGGGGUGGGGAAAAAAAAAAAGUCAUGAUUGCCAUUUUGUCUGUCGUUCAAAGUGUGAACAUGCUUUUGUUGGUUUGUUCAUGUUUGUCUUUGUGUACGCUCUCCGUGUGUCCGUCGGGUCUCUUUUUUUUAAAUGUGCCUUUUACCAAAUUGAAAUUUCCUUAAUCUUUUUGCUAAUUUGCAUUGAGUAUUUGAUUAAGUGCCUUUCUGAAAAAGUGUAUAAAUGUAUGUCGUCUUGUAAAUAAACAGUAUAUUUCA